AUGACUCGCCUUUGUUGUUUAGAUGAUCUUGCAGGUUUCGUCCUCAAAGGUUCUUUCUGUGUAUGCUUUUGUUGUCGCAUGGAUGGUGAGGCAAUAGUACCCUCUUUCGGUAGGGCUUUGCUGUGUUGAUUCAGUGUAAAUUGUUGUAUGGUGUUUCCCUUGACAAUUUCGACAAGCGCCACUGGAACACGACGGGAUUCGGAAUCUACGAGAUCGUCCAGAGUAUAA
Molecule: messenger RNA, 228 nt
Organism: Haemonchus placei
Lineage: Eukaryota; Metazoa; Nematoda; Chromadorea; Rhabditida; Trichostrongylidae
Source: the annotation of a GenBank genome assembly